Messenger RNA from Anthostomella pinea, 435 nucleotides. NCBI's taxonomy places the organism in Eukaryota, Fungi, Ascomycota, Sordariomycetes, Xylariales, Xylariaceae. The record is from the annotation of a GenBank genome assembly.
AUGCCUUCCAAGGUGCCUUCCAAGGUGCCUUCCAAACACUCUGGACAGCCCGUCUCAGAGUCCACGCCUUCCUGGCGUGAUCUCCCAGAGGCCAUCUACCCAGUGCAGUCCCAGCAACCGCCGUUAUCCACAGUCCCCGAUACACCCCACCUGCUACAAGUCAAUUCCAACUCGCUCGAUCCAUCCUCUACAUUCUCUGCCUCCACCGUUUCCAAGAAGGUCAUCACGACACGACAAUUCAUAUUCAUGGCCCUCAGCUCCUCCAUCGGGGCCGGACUCCUCCUGUCCACCGGCCAAGCCCUCGCCGUCGGCGGUCCUGCGCCGCUCUUCAUAGGUUUCGCCUUCGUCGGGCUCGCCAUCUGGAUCACCAUUGCAGCCUGGGCGAGCUGUCGACCAACUUCCCCGUCAAGGGGUCCUUCUGAACACGACAAGUAA